Messenger RNA from Rubroshorea leprosula, 4438 nucleotides. The record is from the annotation of a GenBank genome assembly. NCBI's taxonomy places the organism in Eukaryota, Viridiplantae, Streptophyta, Magnoliopsida, Malvales, Dipterocarpaceae.
AAAAGAAAACCUUGCAUAAAAUAAUUAAGUUAUAAAAAGAAAUUAUGUUCCCGAAAAAAACAUGAGAGAGAGUGGUAGAGCGAGAGAAUGGGAUUCAAACACUGGACACAGGGCGCAGCAUCAACGGUCAGCACUAGGUAAUGAGAAGAUCAGAGUCCAAGAGAGAGGUCGACAGUGGAAAAGGGUGGAUACAAGGCAACUUAUCUGGAAUGGGAAACGGAAUGAGCACAGAGAGGGGGGGUUUGACAGAGAACAGUGGAAAGGAGGGAACUGGAGUAUGCAUAGGCAGUGGGGGUAUGACAGAGGGCAAUAUAAGCAAGCUACAGCCUUCUUUUUUACAAAUAUGUCGGAGGACUGGAGCUACACAGAAAUGUGGAGAACAUUUGGCAAGUUUGGAAGGGUAUUUGAUAUUUAUAGUCCUCAGAGGAGAAGCAAGAACGGAAGGAGAUUUGGUUUUGUCAGGUUCCUUAAUGUAAGGAAUAUUAGGGAGCUUAAAAAACAGCUUGAUCAAAUAAAGGUUGAGGGGCAUAAAUUAUGGGUAAAUCUGGCCAAAUACCCAGAGGAGAAACAUAAAGGGGAGAGAGUAAGGAGAAUCAUCCCAUCAAAAGUAAUUGUUCAUGGGAAGUCAUAUGUUGAUGCUGUGAGAGGACAAGAAGGUCUUGGAUCCAGGAAAAGCGUAGAGAAGACACUUGAGAGCCCCUUGAUGCGUGGAGAAGAUAAAAGGAAAGCCCAUGAAACGCAGAAGCAACCGAAGAGCGGACUAGUAUGGAAACAGAAAAAAAGAGGAAAGGAGUGGUCGGGAUUGGAGUUUAAGGUGAAAAAAGAAGAGUUUCAGUGGCUGCAAGGAAGCUAUGUGGGAGUUGCUCACUCAGUGGAGAUUGUACCCAAUCUAGAAGAGAAGUUCUACAUGGAAGGGUACUUCUCAUGUAGAUUGAGAGCUAUGGGGGGAAAGCUGGUCCUUAUGGAUGGUGAGAACAAAGACGAAAUUAAGGACUUAGUGGAGGGAGCCCCGGAAUGGCUUGGACAGUGGUUUUCUGAGGUAAAACCGUGGUCACCCUCAAUGGUAGAAAAAGAAAGAUUUGUUUGGAUAAGGUGCCAGGGAGCUCCUCUGCAUGCUUGGGGCCCAGAAUUCUUUGAAGAAUUGGCAUUAGUUUGGGGGAAAUGUAUAUGCUUGGAUGAUAGUACAAGUAAAAAGAGAAGUUUAGGUCAGAUCAAUCGGAUUGGAUCGGAUAUGAACACCCCUAGUGACUCAGAGCUUGAUGAGUCUUGGUCGAAUGCCACAGAUUACACAGCAGGAUUCGACGGAGAUAGCAGAGGAGAAGAAACUGGAGAUAACACCGGAGAGAAUAUUUCAGGCAGAGGAACAUUCUCGAGCAAGGAGAGAGGAAGCAGGUUGGCUGUCACUUCAAACUCAGAAGUAAAUUUUGAAUUUGAAGGAAAGAGUACUGAUGAGGAUUGGUCAAAAAAGAAGGCUAGGCUCUCACAUAGCAUAUUAGGUGAGGAAGAGUCCGUUGAUGUGGUAGCAGAUAGCUUUGAAAUGGAUUUGGAAGAGGAUGACAUAGAGGAGAGAGGUGAUAUUGAAAUGUGUGUAUCAGGAAGCAAGGUGAAGACUGUUUCAAAUUCAAACCCUGCAGCAAGGGUGGGAAGUUAUGGGCUGGCCACUCACACCAACAGUGAUUCAUUAGUUGGAUAUGGUACAAAAGGUAAUUGGGCCGGUGAAGGAGAGUCAAUAGAAAACUGGGUCGAUGAAAGAUUAAAUACCAGUCCACUAAAGGGGAGUGAAGUGAGGCCCGACGGGGGAAUUAAAAAGAAGAUCUCACAGGAAAAUACAGAAACAAAAGACACGAACACUCUCGAGAAAUGCAGUUCCUGUAACAACAAGAGGGGUAGUAUAGAAGGGAGUAGGGAAGAGGAGAUGAGCACAACACAAAAAAAGGACAAAAAAAAAAAGAGAAAGAAAAGGAGCAAAUCGUGCACUUUUGUUUACCAAAAAUCAAUCCUUCUUGGAUUCAUGAAGCAGAAGAAGAAAAGCAGGGGCAGAUGCGGCGCGAGGCAAAUGGAGGAAGAAGCAAUGCCAGUGUUCUUGCCAAACACAAGCAACUCAAUAGCGGGUGGUUCGAUAGGAGAUAACGGGGCAGUGGCAGAGGAAGAAGAAUCGAUCAUCAGGAAACUUGAGGAGUUGGAGACCAGAGAUAGAACAGCAAAGGAGAAAGAAAGCUUAAAAGGCCCGAGCAAGGAACAGAAGAUUACAGAGGCUGAUAAAAUGAAAGAAGAAAUUGCCACCUGUUUUGAAGAAACAUUCAUAGAGGAGCAGUGUGUGAGACCAUCUGUAGGACUCCAAUUCAAACAAAUUGCCCUAGCAGAUAAUGAUUAUCUCAUUGCACCUUUUACUGAAGAAGAAAUCAAGACAGCGGUGUGGGACUGUGAAAGCUCAAAAGCACCGGGUCCGGAUGGCUUCAAUUUUAAAUUCAUCAAGAGUGAAUGGGAGACAAUCAGAGGCGAUGUUACUGAAUUUAUUCAUGAGUUCCAGAAGAAUGGCAAAAUUGUGAAAAGUCUCAAUACGUCAUUCAUAGUUCUUGUGCCAAAAGUAGAGAAUCCACAGAAAAUAGAAGAGUAUAGACCAAUUUCAUUGAUAGGGGGUAUAUACAAAAUCCUUGCAAAGUUACUUGCUAACCGGCUUAAGAAGGUGUUGGCGAGAAUAGUUGGUGAACAGCAAAUGGCAUUUUUAAGCAGUCGGCAAUUAAUGGAUGGGGUUGUAAUAGCAAAUAAGGUCAUUGAUGAAGUAAAAAAGAAGAGGAAGGAAGUGUUUUUGUUUAAGAUUGACUUUGAAAAAGCUUACGACAAGGUCAGCUGGAGAUUUCUGGAUUUCAUGAUGCAAAAGAUGGGUUUUUCAAAUAGUUGGAGGAAAUGGAUUAUGGAGUGCCUAAGGUCAAGUAUGGUGUUGGUUUUGGUCAAUGGCAGCCCUACCAGACAAUUCUCUAUGUCCAGAGGUCUUCGACAAGGGGAUCCACUAUGUCCAUUCUUAUUUUUGAUUAUUGCAGAAGGGAUUAAUGGGCUGGUUUUGAAGGCUGUGGAGAAAGGUUUACUUGAAGGAGUUGAGGUGAGAGGUAAGCGCUUCAAGAUCACACAUCUCCAAUAUGCAGAUGACACUUUGCUGUUUGGCAUAGCUACUAAGGAAAAUGUAUGGGCUAUGAAGAGCAUCUUGAGGAUAUUCGAGCUGGUAUCGGGGCUAAAGAUAAACUUUAACAAAAGUCAGCUCAUUGGCAUUGGAGUAAAGGAAGAGUGGUUAGAAAAAAUGGCAUGGAUUUUGUGUUGCAAAAAAGGGUACUUGCCUUUUAAGUAUUUGGGGAUACCCAUUGGGGGGAGGAGUGGGAAGCUUUCAUUCUGGAAACCAGUGCUGGAAGGGGUGUCUAGAAAACUAUCCACAUGGAAAGGGAGGUACUUAUCUCUAGGAGGAAGGAUCACUCUCAUUAACUCAGUGCUGUCCAGUCUACCCGUGUUUUGGAUGUCCGUGUACAUGAUCCCGAAAGGUAAAGACAAUACAGUUUCACAGAUGGGCUGGUGGCUCAAUGGUAGCUGGAUAUGGAAACUGCAGUGGAGGAGAAGGCUAUAUAGCUGGGAAGUCCAAGAAGAAACAGAAAUUUUGAAGGAAAUCCAGGAAACAACAAGCACGAAAGGAAAAACUGAUGUAAGAGAGUGGAUACAUAGUAACAACGGGGUAUACAUAACAAGAUCUGCGUACAAGGCACUCACAUUGGAGCUAGAGAGGGAACUACUAGGAGUGACCCUUCAAAAAGUUUGGAAUGCACUGGUGCCAAGUAAGGUUUCAGCAUUUUCAUGGCAACUUCUGCAGGAAAAAACCCCUACAAAGGCAAAUCUUUUCAAAAGAGGUAUAAUUCAAAACAUGGAGGAUUGCAAAUGUGAACUCUGUGGACACCAACUGGAGGAAACCAGCCAUUUAUUCACGCAAUGCAAAGUGGCAUAUGAUCUGUGGAAUGCCUGCUUCAGGUGGUGGGGAAUUAGAACAGCGCUGGACAGAGAUGGGUGCAAGGUAUUCCAACAGCAUCCUUCGGCUCUCAAAGUGGCAGGAAUAAAAGAGGGCUGGAGAUGCAUCUGGUUUGUAGUUGUGUGGACAUUGCGGUUGGCAAGAAACGACAGCAUAUUUAACCGAAAAGAAGCGGACAACUGCAAGUUGCUUGAACUGGCUCAACUAAGGUCCUUUAGCUGGAUGAAUGCAGAAAGAAAGGAUGUCUUUUUUCAUUGUCCGACUAGAUCCAGGACCCGGUAUCCUGCUUAAGAGGGCUGCAGCAAAAAAUGGCAAAACAGGGUGACAAUACCAGGAUAAGCAGCGGAUUUCUUAGAAAGGGGCGCUCGAUUAAUUCAUGUGUUUUUUUUUUUUUUUGGGGAAUUAGUUGCUGAAUAAGCACAUAUUUCCCUG